Penicillium daleae is the source of this 1500-nucleotide messenger RNA. RefSeq lists its product as uncharacterized. Bases 1 to 1500 code for a protein of 499 amino acids. The record is from RefSeq and is a predicted model, not a curated record. Lineage: Eukaryota; Fungi; Ascomycota; Eurotiomycetes; Eurotiales; Aspergillaceae. The transcript is spliced from 3 exons. Gene Ontology annotation, cellular component: membrane. Gene Ontology annotation, biological process: transmembrane transport; carbohydrate transport. Gene Ontology annotation, molecular function: carbohydrate:proton symporter activity.
AUGGUCUCACUAUUCCAUGGCAAAGCCCUUCGGGUGGCUCAGGCGCUGCUCAUUGUCGCUCCUGCAUUUAUUGUCUUCGGUUAUAACCAAUCGGGACUGGGACCCCUCGCAACAUUGCAGAGUUGGGUGGAAGUCUUUCCUGAAAUCGACACUAUCAACACGGAGGGUGCCCAGCGCUCAAAGAACUCUACCAGCAAAGGUGUUGUAAUUGCCUCUAUGCAACUUGGUGCCCUUGUGGGAGCUCUAUCGUGUACAGCAUUCGGUGACCAAAUCGGUCGACGCAAGACUAUCUUCCUCGGUGGUAUCCUUACAAUCAUUGGGCAAUUACUACAAACUGCCGCCUACGGUCUUCCCCAGUUUGUCGUUGGCCGUGUCAUUCUUGGUCUUGGUAUUGGUCAAUUCAGUGUUGCUGUACCUGUCUGGCAAUCUGAAUGUACAUCCGCCAAACAUCGUGGGCAACACGUUAUUGUUGACGCAAAGUCAGCGGCUCUCUGCAAUGGCGCGUUCCGCUGGUUGUCUCAUUUUCUCUUCUCGCUGGUCGUCUUGGCCUCGGUAUUCCUGCUUCCCGAGUCCCCUCGAUGGCUUGUCAGCGUUGGCCGUAUUGAAGAGGCCACCGAGAGUCUUGCUGCCUACAAGGGCGUCCCGGAUGACGAUGAGUCGGUUCGUGUUGAAAUCUCUGGUAUCGAGACCUCGCUGGAGGUUUCGGCCGAUAGCGCUUCUCUAAGGGAUAUCUUCAACUUUAAUAAGCCUGACGAGGAGCGUCUGCUAUACCGCUUCUGCUUGUGUGUUGCGCUGCAGUUCUUCCAGCAAAUGUGCGGUGGUAACUUGAUCUCCACAUACAUCUCCACCAUCUUCGAAGAGGACCUGGGAAUGACUAGUGAUCUUGCCCGCAUUCUGAGCUCGUGCGCUAUGACCUGGAAGUUCCUGUGCUCUUUUAUCGCUUUCUUCGCCAUCGACAGACUCGGUCGCCGAAAGAUCUUCAUGAUUAGUGGUGCGGGCAUGUGCGUCUGCAUGACGGUCCUGGCCAUCACGAACAGCUUCAAAGGUAACCGUGCUGCAUCGAUCACAUCUGCCUUUUUCAUGUUCCUCUUCAACAGCUUCUACCCCGUCGGGUUCCUCGGUGGAAACUUCCUCUACUGCACUGAGGUUGCACCUAUGCGUCUACGUGUCGCCAUGUCCGCCAUCUCAACCGCCAACCACUGGCUGUGGAACUUUGUGGUUGUCAUGAUCACACCGGUUGCCCUCAACACUAUCGGGUACAAGUAUUAUAUUGUGUAUGCCGUCAUUUCAGCAUGUAUUCCCGUCUCAGUCUACUUCUUUUACCCCGAGACUACGAACCGCAACCUCGAGGCUCUGAACCAUGUGUUCCGUGAUGCCUCGACACCUUGGCAGAUUGUCAGUAUGGCUCGACACCUGCCACAGGGUGAAGCUGCUGAGGUGGAUGUGUGGAUGCGGGCAGAGGAGAAGGGGGCUGAGAUUGAGCAGAAGGAGAACGCUUAA